This is a messenger RNA of Trichoderma breve, 840 nucleotides long. RefSeq names its product short chain dehydrogenase domain-containing protein. Bases 1 to 840 code for a protein of 279 amino acids. The transcript is spliced from 3 exons. Lineage: Eukaryota; Fungi; Ascomycota; Sordariomycetes; Hypocreales; Hypocreaceae. The record is from RefSeq and is a predicted model, not a curated record.
AUGGCACCUCUUGUGUGGCUCGUGACUGGAUGCUCUUCUGGCUUUGGCCGAAGUUUUGUUACCCAAAUUUUGGCACGGGGCGACCGUGUUAUUGCGACAGCCCGAAAGCUUGACAGUAUCCGAGACUUGGAAAGUGCCGGAGCCAAGACAUUGCAACUUGAUGUUACAGAUGACCAACAAAACUUGAACAAGAUCGCAGAGCAGGCCAUCGCUGUAUACGGCGCGGUAGAUGUGCUCGUCAACAAUGCUGGUUCUUCCACCGGGGCGUCUUGGGAAGAAGCAAGCGUUGAAGAAGUGCGACAACAGUUUGAAACAAACGUGUUUGGAGUUUUCAAAGUUACCAAAGCAUUUUUGCCAUAUUUUAGAGAGCGAAAAGAUGGCAAAAUAGUAUUCUUUAGCUCUCUGGUUGCUUGGGUUGGGCACCCAUUUGGCGGCGCAUACUCCGGCUCCAAGUUUGCCCUCGAAGGUCUUGUUGAGAGUCUUUGGAGAGAGACUUCCCCUCUGGGUAUCAAGACGAUGCUUGUUGAACCGGGGCUAUUCCGAACGUCGCUCGGAAGUAAUGCCAAAUAUCACGAAGCGCAGAUUGCGGAAUACAAACCUGCCUCGCAAGCUUUGUUGGGUAUGCUUGCCGCACUUGGAGGAAAGGAGCCAGGUGACCCGGAAAAGGGAGUGUCACUCAUUUUGGACUUUGUUCGUGGCGAGGGUUCGGCGGCUGGUCGCGAGAUGCCCUUUAGGUUGCCGUUGGGAACUGAUGCAUAUCAAGGAAUCACCGGGAAGUGCGAGGAAACACUGAACUCACUUAAAGAGAACAAGGACCUUAUCUGUAGCACAGACUUUUAG